Molecule: messenger RNA, 2150 nt
Organism: Aspergillus wentii DTO 134E9
Lineage: Eukaryota; Fungi; Ascomycota; Eurotiomycetes; Eurotiales; Aspergillaceae
Product: ubiquitin-conjugating enzyme E2
Exons: 9
Coding region: 339-1691 (450 amino acids)
Biological process (GO): negative regulation of apoptotic process
Cellular component (GO): nucleus
Molecular function (GO): cysteine-type endopeptidase inhibitor activity; ubiquitin conjugating enzyme activity
Source: RefSeq, a predicted model, not a curated record
AUUAUUUCCCCAUGUUGUGUUUUCAGCUUGCUGCUGCUCGUGUUGCUAUGAUUGUUGACUGACAUUCACUGCUACUCACUGGUUUCCUUUAUUUUUCCUGCUUUUUCUCACUUCCAACCUUCAAAGAGACACAACUUCAGUGACCAGGCAGUAGGCUCUGCUAUUCCUCCCACCCCAUAAACAGGCAGCCAACUUGACAUCCGGACUGGUCUACCUGGGGAUUUUUUAUGCACCUCGCUGCCUUUCUGGUCCGCCGGGAGUAGUUAAAGAACCACUCCCCACAACCCUCAUUGAACUGACAACAAGAGAUCUGGGGCCUUCCAGUGGUUGCUGCCAAGAUGUCCGACCAGUCAGUCCUGCGUAUUACUCGGGACAUCAAGCAGUUACAGCAAAGUGCAGACCUCUCUCUCGCGGUGUAUUGUGACGAGUCAGAUGUCCGCACCGUCAGCGCGCUCAUCCUGGGACCCCCAGAAUCGCCUUACCAGUUCGGCUUCUUUGAGUUCGCGAUUAAAUUCGGCAAAGAUUAUCCAGCAAGCCCUCCUACUGUCAAGGCAGUGACUACGAAUGGAGGAAGAUGCAGGUUCAACCCAAACAUCUAUGCUUCUGGCAAGGUUUGCUUAUCGAUUCUUGGAACCUGGCGUGGUGAAAGUGGGGAGCAGUGGUCGUCGGCUCAGGGAUUAGAGUCAAUUUUGAUCUCGAUCCAGAGCUUGAUGUCUGCUAAUCCAUACGAGAAUGAGCCUGGCUAUGAGAAUGCCAACAUGGAAUCGGAUUUGACGAACAUGAAGUCCUAUAUCGCCAAGAUUCGCCAUGAGACUCUACGAAUUGCUGUUAUGGCGCCUCUGGAACGGACAUUGGGCAUCAUGUCGAAUGGGAAAGUUAUUCCACCUAGAUUCAGGAAACCAUUUGAAGAACGGGACGAAGAAGAAGAUUUUGGUUUUUCAGGAAGUAUUCUGCCCUAUGACCCGUUUACGGAUAUUCGCAAGAGACGAUUCCUGUGGUAUUUCGAGUCGUAUAUGCAGGCCAUCGAUGCCGCGGAACAGGAGAAGCCUGGAAAGCGUAAAUUCGAAAGAAUGCCUUUUGAAUCGACCGGGAACGCCAUGGACGGAAAUUUCGACUAUGCUGAGCUGAGGCGAAGGCUUACCGUGAUCAGAAUGGUCAUUAUCCAUGAGACCCAGAAGUGGCCCGUUGAGGGACGCAAGGCUCAGGAGGAAGAAGCGGGUAUUGCGGCGAACCUGUACCGUCAGCACGAGCAGAUCAUUGAAGAUUUUAAGCGUCGAGGGAGCUUCACUGUUGACUUGGGCCUUUCGGAUGGCAACCCUUUCCUUUGGGAAUUGACAUACUUUGGUCGACCUAUGACGCACUUGGAUGGCGGUAUCUUCAAGAUGAAGGUCUACUUGAGCCCGCGGUUCCCAGAGGAACAGCCCCGUGUUUUCGUAGAGACGCCGCUCUUCCACCAUCGUGUUUCCAAAGAUAAGGUACUCUUCUAUCUUCCGCUGCGUACGGAUGAAAUGAGAUACCACAUCGAAGCAAUCGUGGAUGCUUUAGAAGACGAAUCACCGGCUUAUGAUCCGCGAACUACUGUGAACCCGGAGGCAACAAAGCUUCUCUGGGGCUCCCCUGAUGAGAAGAAGCAAUACAAACGCGCGCUGCGCCGUUCAGUGGAAAGAAGUGCUGAAGAAGCGUUUGCAUGAAUGCAUCAAGUUCAGUCGCACUUUUGAGAAUGCCACCAGCCUUGGGGUUCGAUCUGAGCCGAAUCAUUCUCAAUACCUUGCUUUGAAAUAUCAAUCGGUCUUUCAGUUUUUUGAUUCCAUCUCGCUAUAUCCCAGCAUGCGCUUUCAGGGUGUUCUUUUUCGGGUGUUUAGGAGCCACGGCACUAUUCUCCAAAUGCAUAGGGCGGAAGGAUUGCAUUGCAAUCUAAAUCAACAUAAUGAUAAUGAAUAUUUUCCCUUGGAUGUGUUGCCACGGAGUAAAGCCAGUCAUUGGCAUAUUGACAGUACUCCGAAGGGCCAUCUUAUUGUUCCCCCUUUGCAACAUGAAUGCUCUUUGUACCUAAUCUGGUCAAUAGCAAUCAAUACCACUGUGUAUUAGGGUGAAACAUGACUUGCUGCACCUAAUUUUUUUUUUAAUAUAAGAGUAAUAUUAGACUGGGC